AUGCGUGUUCCCCGGCUGCGCUUUGAGCCGUGUCCCGCUGAAGUCUCCGGUUGUGGUAUCUGCAGAGGCGGUGUGUGGAGGUUGGCAGCGCUGCAGAGGGAUUAUGUAAGGGAUGGAUGCAUGGGAAGUCAAGGGGACCAGCAGCUAGAAGGAGGGGGGCGGAUUAAGAGGCGCAUCAAGCCGGUUUAUGUAACACUCCGAGCGGCUUCUGUCUGCAACAUCUGCGCUGGUGCUCUGCGGGGGUCAGGGGGACACUGUGACAGAGGAGCAGGACCGCAGGACUGGGGCUAA
Messenger RNA from Knipowitschia caucasica, 291 nucleotides. Lineage: Eukaryota; Metazoa; Chordata; Actinopteri; Gobiiformes; Gobiidae. The record is from the annotation of a GenBank genome assembly.